CGUUCCGAAGUGGGUGGGUCCGUGUUCAUUCAUAAAUCCUCGGCCCCUCUUAAAUCAAAAUUAAGGUGUUCAAGAGAGACGGAAAGGGGGACUUCCUUCCCCAAGACAUACAUAAAAAAAAACAACAACAACAACCCACCAAAUUGCAACCUCCGCCGCUUCGCUUUUGGAUCGCCCAGGGAUCGCACGAAUUCGCCCUUUCUCUCUCCUUUCCCAGCCGAAUCGCGUUCUGCCAGGAAAGAAAACCAGCCACGGAGAAAAAGGAACGAGAGAGAGAGACAGACAGAGAGAGAGAGAGAGAGAGAGAGAGAGAGAGACGCUGGUCCAUCUCCGGGCACCACCAGGAGACGAGGGACUGCGAAGAUGCUGUGAGCCCGAACCAGCCAUGGUGCCUCUCUUCCCCCCCAAACAUGUGAGCUGCAAGAAAGAACCAAACGAGAAGCAGGGAUAAAAGCUGCGAGAGAGAGAGAGAGGGAACGAAAAAAGGAAGAAGAAAAAAAAAGAGGAAAAAAAGACUGCAGUCCGGUCGUUGUUGUUCUUCCUCCUCCUUCUCUUCAGCCCAGUUUUGAUUGAUGCCGGUGCAUCUGUUUUCCACUCUUCUUAAUUUUCCUGAGUCUGUUGGUUUUUUUUAAAAAAGCCAACUACGAGUUCUGAUUUAUAUGCCCAGCUGGGAAGAGACCUUCUACUCUGGCCACAGACAAUGAGCGAUGCGUUUACUUCAUGGGCAAAUACGACAACUGAAGGAGUGACGACGGUGCCUGGAGAAGUGAGCCCCCAGGACGGUUAUGUGUUCCUUCUUGUACUUCUUUCUAUCUUUAUCGGGGGCACUUUGGUGUUGCUGUUUGGCAUUCUGAUCGUCUGCCGGCGCUGCUGCGAAACAGACCGAAGGCACUCCAGAGCCAGCGAUGACCCAGAAAAAACGAAUACCACCUAUCUGGAUGACUCACAGCCGGCACAAGACAUCACCAUCAAAGUGGAUGACCCAGAAUGCAUGUCCAGCUCCAGCUAUCGAGAUGCAGAGAGCGAGCGGUUUCUAUCUUCUGGGAGCGCCACGGGGCGGCGGGUGUCUUUCAACGAAGCUGCCCUUUUUGAGCAGAGCAAGAAAACGCAGGAGAAGGGAAGGAGGUACACUCUGACCGAGGGUGAUUUCCAUCAUUUGAAGAACGCCCGUCUCAGCCAUCUGCCUCUGCCACCCUCGGCUGCCCUUAAAAUCGUCACCAUUCACGAGUGUGAAGCCAACGAGAACAGCGUCAUGAUGACUCCCCGCCUCCCACCUGCCAAGCCGAGCCUUGCCAUCUUUCAACCAAGCGGAAGCCCCCUGCCAAAGACGGUGCUGACCAGCCAUGGGGGCCUGUGUUCGAGUUCCACACUACCAGGGGACACUUUUAACUCCAGCGUUGAAGCUGCUUCCUCCGUUUCAUCUGACUCAGGCGAGGGAGUUGCGUCUGGCGGUGCAGCCAAGGCCGCCAAAGGAACCGCCAUGGCUCCUCCACAGGAGCCCAGCUCAGCACCUCCCCAGGGCACCGUCCUCCAUUUCCUGACCCGCCUGCGCCGCCACGCUAGCCUGGAAGGAGCGAGUCCCUAUUUCAGGAUCAAGAAGUGGAAACUGGAGACCAGCCAGAGGGCAUCCAGUCUGGACACGAGAGGGUCCCCCAAGCGUCACCAGUUCCAGCGACAACGAGCCGCCAGUGAAAGCAUGGACCAAGAUCGCGAUCCUCAUCAGACGGACAUUAUCCAGUAUAUUGCCCGGACGGACGAUGUGGUUUUCCGGCCCGUGGCUGGACCGUUCUUGCCUGCUCCGGCCAGUCCAACAUUAUCUCUCGGCAGGUUAGAGUCUUCCGAACCAUCCAGCCCCACCCCACCCGAGCCAUUGGAACAGCAGCCCACUCCCCUUUAUCAUGACAUCUGGAGCCUACGGGCAUCGCUAGAGAAGUGUGUUUCAUCAGAGAAGGGCAAUGACCAGGACUCAGCACCUAGUGAUGGUGGGGACAGCGUUUCCUCGAGCGGUGGGCUACCGAGUUUUUCCUCCUCUUUGGCCGAUGAGGCUGAAGCCGGAGAAGACAGGUCCUUGGCGAAACCCAAGCAGGAUAGCGUUGAGAUGGAAGCCGGGACCCGUAAACUCUUGCAGAUGGAUAGCGGCUAUGCUUCCAUUGAAGCCCCCAGUGGCCGAGUAGGAGAAGACCAGACGGCCUCGGAGAAACGUUUCUGCUUCACCAGCGCUGGACGCAAGGCCACCAUCUUUGAGAGCUUUGAGAGACAGGAGCCAGAAGCAGAGGAGGAAGAGGAAGAGGAAGAGGAAGAGGAAGAGGAGGAAGCAACUGGUGCCGUUGGAGGUCUCCUCCCUUCUAGUCCAUUGCUCUGGGCACCAUAUGGGCAGAUGUUCCCCACACGAGAAUCCUUCCCUCGCCGAGACUACAGCAUCGAUGAAAAAACAGACGCGCUCUUCAACGCCUUUGUUCGCCACGACCCCCAAUUCGAUGAAUCCCCCCUGCGGGCCAAACACCGCUCCCGGACCCAUUUGAGGAAGCAAUGGCAGCGUACCAAGCAGUACAGUGACCCAGGUGUCCGUUACCCCACCGCUCUGGAGAGGCACCGGACCCCCCUACGUCGGGGCGACAGCGUCAACUACCCCCUGGAAGGCCGCUUCCACAGCACCCUGCCACGUAUUGUCAGCUCUGGGGACGAGGAGGUGGCCUCACCCGCCGCAGAAACGGGGGAGAAGAUUCAGGUGAUUGAGGAAGAACCGCCGGAGGAGGCCAAAACGGGACCUGACCCGUACACCAGGGACUGCCUCGAAAGUGGUCAGUGUCCAGGGCUGGGCACAGAACUCCUGGACAAGAUCGCAGGGGGGCUGGAGGACAUGUUUUUCACACCCUUGAAAAAACCACGAGAGAGUCUAGAGUGUGUGGUGAUGGUGGCCGCCCGGGCUUCCCCUGAGCACAGCCCCGAAUAGUGGCAAGGGGAAACACCGGGAUGACCCUUUCUCUAUCUCGCCCCGGGGCUGGGAGGUGCCACGCAGGGCCUGCCAGCCAGCUGGGAUGCAGGGUGCUCCAGGGGCCCGAGGGCACGGAGCAAGAUCGAGGUACACCCUCCUGCUCUGUCAGCCUUCCGCUGUGUACCAGGAAGCCCCACCUGGAGGUCCCCUUGGGGGUUGAGAAGGUCCAGGGCUGAAGACUUGGCCAGCGGAGAUUCCUGUCUCUCUGGCCAGAAGACGGAGCCCACCGAGGAUCUGGGGAAGCUCUGGUUGGAUCCAUCCAUGCCUUUCCAGCAGGGGCCCGGAAGGUGGGUGGGGGAAGCACAUCCCAAGAGGGGAGACCUUCCCUUUUGGGAGGGGGGUAGUCCAAAGAGAGUAGGGCGUCCGCUGGAGAGCCGAAGGGCCUUCUCUUCCUCCUGGUUAGAUCCAGGGGUGGGGACAGGGGAGAACUCAACCGAAUCUCUCCCCAUUUUGAAGCAGGUUUGCCAAAGUCGGCGUUAUCUCUUGCACAGCCAGGAAGUUUUAAGUUUUCAGGGGCUCGUUCUCGAGAAUAAUAAUAAUAAUAAAUAAUAAUAAUAAUAAUAAUAAUAAGAGAAAACAGCCCCCAAAUCUACCGGAGGCCUAACAUACCUCACACUCUACGAGCUGGUUGUAGCAGAUAAUUUCAGCUCCUUCCACCUUUCCCCGUGCACACCUCUCUCUCUCUCUUUCUCUCUCUCUGGUUUUUUACAAGCAAUAACCUGUCCUCCCCCCUCCACCACCAGCAAAGCCAUCUUUGCUCGAAGGUCCUUGCGGAGGGAGGGGCCGGCUUCGCCUUCCAGGUGGGGCAGGAUCCCCUAUCUCAGCCCACGGACGGACAGACGGAUGUUCCUCCACCUUUUUUGCAUGGUGUGAUGUGUGGAAGAGUUUACAUUUUCUCGAGUGGAGGAAUCUGCACUUCCUGGACGGGGUGGGGGCGGUGGGUG
This is a messenger RNA of Ahaetulla prasina, 3939 nucleotides long. It is a transcript of the gene CBARP, whose product is annotated as CACN subunit beta associated regulatory protein. The coding region runs from base 701 to 2953 and encodes 750 amino acids. Gene Ontology annotation, molecular function: transmembrane transporter binding. The record is from RefSeq and is a predicted model, not a curated record. The transcript has 10 exons. Lineage: Eukaryota; Metazoa; Chordata; Lepidosauria; Squamata; Colubridae. Gene Ontology annotation, biological process: negative regulation of voltage-gated calcium channel activity; negative regulation of calcium ion-dependent exocytosis. Gene Ontology annotation, cellular component: secretory granule; plasma membrane.